AUGAAAUACACUGACGACGUAUCAUCUGAACUAAUAUGCGUUCAGGAAUGCGCAUGCAUUAGUGAACAGUAUGAAAAAAAAGAUGGACAAUGCAUUGAAAAGAACGAUACUGCGACGCGAAUUGAAGCUGAGCUUUCGGUUGAAAAUUUAUUUAAAGGAACUGAAAAAGUAACACCAACUUCAACUCAACGAUUUGUCACCAAAGAAUUUUCCGCUCAAAUAACUGCCCAAAAGACCCCUGCUGAAGUGCCAACACCAAAGGUUUGCAGUGGAAGAAUCUGUAGACUUGACGAAAUAAUCACCGAUACUCUGUGCUCAUUGACAGACCAGAAAUGUGGACCAAAUAUGGUUUUUAGGACCAUAGUUGGGCCUUUACGCAUGAAAGUUGGUAUAUCAUCAUAUAAGAUGUGCAUUCAACAGUGCACUUGCGACAGUAAUGAAUACACGAAAAUAGGUGGACAAUGCAUUAAAGAAAAGAGUGUUCCGAUGCGAAAGGAAACUGAGUUUGAUGGUGAAAUAUUGCCUAAACACUGCGCGGGAAGAGUGUGUGCACUUGAUGAAGAAAUAUUCAAUGCUCCGUGUUCAUUGACUGGUAAAAUUUGCGGUACCAAUAUGAUAUUUAAUAAUAUCAGUAAAUUGAUUGAAAACAAUGGUAGUGAAUUUUGCAUUCAAAAAUGUUCUUGUAUGGGGGAAGAAUACGUCAGAGCAAAUGGUCAAUGCAUCCUUCCUGCGAGAGGAAAUGAAUCAGCGACACCAACUUCAACCCAACGAUCUGCCUCCAAACAUCCACAAUUUCCCGUUCAAAGAACUAUCGAAAAGACCCAAUCAAAUUGUAUUGGACGAUCCUGCAAGCGGAUUCGCGACCUACUUUGCACCCUAACAGGUCGGAAAUGUGGUGAUAAUAUGGUCUAUAAGACUAUUAAACGAUUAGUAUACAUCGAUGACUCUCCUGAAAUAUGCAUUCAGCAAUGCAAAUGUGUUAGCAAAGAAUAUACGGAAAAAGGUGGACGAUGUAUUAUACGAGAAAGAUCUGUGAAGAAAUCCGUGGACUUGGAAUAG
Messenger RNA from Dracunculus medinensis (Guinea worm), 1059 nucleotides. The record is from the annotation of a GenBank genome assembly. Lineage: Eukaryota; Metazoa; Nematoda; Chromadorea; Rhabditida; Dracunculidae.